UCAUAUGUGCCUUUAUAGUAUAUAAUAUAAAUAGGUUCGAGAUAUAUUUAUAACAAUACAUAAUCGUUAUCGCGUUUUGCACUCACGAUGAUUCAAUAGAUAUACAUAUAACAUUGGAGGCUGAUGUAUCAAAAACAACAAACAACAAUUAUGAAAAAUGUGAUUAUUUUUAGUUUGUUCAGUGUGUUUUUUAUUUUGUGCAUUAAAACUAUACACGGUUAUAUUAAUGUAGCAAAGGAGUAUGGAUCGCAGGAGUCAAACACGAUCCAGACGUGGUCCUGCGCGGACAAAGACAGAUGCGAGAAAUCCUUCACUUCAGAGAGAGACAAAGCGAUUUCUUUGGAGACGUGUCAAAUGACGUGCGGAAACGUGCCUCCCUUGUGGCCCAAACCGACUCAACUUGAAAUCAUUCGCAAAGAUGCCUCGACUUUUAUGAAAGAGCACGUAUUUCUCACAAUCCACUCCCCGAAUGAUAAGGUAAAAGGAGAGUUGGAGGAAGCAGCGAAUACGUUCAUAAAUAACUUGGGAGGGAGCAACAGUUACGUGCUACAAGAUAAAGAGAGGAGAGUUCUUAAGUUGAAUAUCCACGUCAGAGAAGCUGAUUUGACACUCAGGAGCACAACUGACGAGGAAUAUGCCUUGUACAGCCAGAAACUGGACGACACGUUGCUGCUUGUGAACAUAUUCGCUAGUAAUUAUUACGGGGCAAGACACGGCUUAGAAACCCUUAGUCAACUGAUUUGGUAUGACCAUAUAACGAAGCGAUUCAGGAUAAUUCAUGACGUGAAAAUCAUCGAUAAACCAGCAUUUAGGCAUCGAGGGCUCUUAAUCGAUGUUUCCAGGCAUUUUGUUCCUAUAAAGGUUCUUCGGAAAGCUGUUGAGGGGAUGGCCGCCUCAAAAAUGAACGUGCUGCACCUCCACCUGUCAGACUCCUCAAGUUUUCCUUUGAUUUUACCUAGAAACGAGGAUUUUGCCAUAAAAGGGUCUUACAACGAGGAGUCUAGGUACACCCCAGAGGAUAUUAAGAAAUUGGUGGAGUAUGCGAGGAAAAGAGGGGUCAGAACCAUUAUGGAAAUUGACGCGCCUAGCCAUGUGACCCCUUCGGCUUGGCCCAAGGAGGAAAUACUCUGCAACAACCCUGACAUGUUCAAAACCACUUUGAACCCCGACAAUCCAAACGCCCUAAAAACCCUCGAAAGCAUUUACAGGGAUUUAUUGGAGUUGGGCACUGACAAGGAGACUUUCCACAUCGGAGAUGACGAAGUGAUCACUAGCUGCUGGACCAAUACUGACUCAGCAAGACAGUUACACAAUGACGUCUAUAAGGUGUGGGUCAACUUCACUAACGCCAUGUUGGAAAGGGUUAAACUGGCCAACAAUGGCACUAUGCCCAAGAAUGUGGUCCUGUGGUCCAGCCCUUUGACUGACCGAUAUAUCCACUCCUUGACGCACCAAGAAGAGUUGGUUGUCCAAUACUGGUUUGGCCAACUCAAAGGGAUAAUGGAGAGUAAUUUUAAAAUAAUCUUCUCGACUGUCGGUCAAUGGUACUUGGACUGCGGGUUUGGUCCGUGGAAAAAGAGCGAAGCGAACGGUGCCUGCGAUCCAUACACCAACUGGAGGAAGUUCUACAAGUACCGGCCUUGGAACGAGUUUCCUCAGAGGUUGGAUCAAGUGUUGGGGGGGGAAGUGUGUUUGUGGACCGAAGAAGUCGACGCGGAAGAUGUCGAGACCCGAUUGUGGCCCAGAACGGCCGCCUUUGCUGAACGGGUGUGGAGCGAUCCGGCGGAGUUCGACAGGAGCGACGUGUUUAGACGAAUUGACUUUCACUCUCGCCGAUUGAGGGCGAGGGGUCUGAGGGUGGCCUCCAUUUGGCCCGAGGUGUGUUCUCAGUAUCCCGAACGGUGCUGACGCUGACUGUAUUUUGUGAUUAAUUUUAAAUUAAAUUUUAUUUCAAAAAAUGUUCCAAUUUGACAAAAAUCUUUCGUAACUCUUUUAUUUUUUUAUUUACGAGUAAAUGUUGUUCUACAUAAUUU
This is a messenger RNA of Anthonomus grandis grandis, 2033 nucleotides long. It is a transcript of the gene Nag3, whose product is annotated as probable beta-hexosaminidase fdl. The transcript is spliced from 2 exons. Lineage: Eukaryota; Metazoa; Arthropoda; Insecta; Coleoptera; Curculionidae. The record is from RefSeq and is a predicted model, not a curated record. Bases 124 to 1908 code for a protein of 594 amino acids. Gene Ontology annotation, cellular component: membrane. Gene Ontology annotation, biological process: glycosaminoglycan metabolic process; ganglioside catabolic process; carbohydrate metabolic process. Gene Ontology annotation, molecular function: beta-N-acetylhexosaminidase activity.